UUGAUUGGCGGGACUUUUCGGAAGCGGAGGCGCGGGUGGUGGCGCGGCUCGCGGACUGCUCCGUAGACGGCCGCAGUGGCGCAGAGGCUCGAAGGGCGACCUGUGGCGGCGGAGAGUGAUUUGCGGGCUUGUAUCUCAGGGGCGGAGGCUGCGGGCUAGACUGGCGUCUUCCCGAGGUCAGGAAGUCGCAGACCUUUCCACCAGACCCGCCGGCUCACACCCUCACCAGCUUCCUUGGCGUCGGACGUCUCCGCCCAGCCCAGACCGGUCGCCGCCCCCAGACUUUGGGGACCUGGGGCACUGCGGCCUCCUCCUGGGUGCUUCAUCCAGAAUGACCUCAGUAUUUAGAUCAGAGACCAUGGAAGUGCUAGAAGAAGAACCGGUGACAUCUAAGACUCAUGAUCAUCAACUGGAAUCGGAUACCAUCCCUGUGGAAGUGUGUAAUAAAUCACCUGCCUCCCUGGAGAUAACUCAAGGCGUUUCAAAGGAAAGAAUUUACCUUGGCUCUAGCCCUAAAGUGGGAGGAAGUUGUGAUCUCAGCCACCAGGAAGGACUUCAGUCCAGGUCCCUUCAUUUGUCCCCUCAAGAACAAUCUCCCAAUCAUCAAGAUAAGAGUCAAUCUUGGAGGCGAGCAAGUAUGAAGGAAAUGAACCGGCGGAAGUCACUGCCUCCCUUUCAUCAGGGCAUCACAGAGCUCAGCAGAUCUAUCAGUGCCAACUUAGCAGAAAGCAAACGGCUUGGCGCCCUCCUGCUUUCCAGUUUCCAGUUCUCAGUUCAGAAACUUGAACCUUUCCUAAAGGACACUGAGGGCUUCAGUCUUGAAAGUUUUAGAGCCAAAGCAUCUUCCCUUUCUGAGGAAUUGAAACAUUUUGCAGAGAGCCUGGAAAGUAAUGGAACUUUACAGAAAUGUUUUGAAGAUUCAAAAGGAAAAGCAUCAGAUUUGUCUCUAGAAACAUCAGUGGCUGAGAUGAAGGAAUACAUAACAAAAUUUUCUUUAGAACGUCAGUCUUGGGAUCAGCUCUUGCAACGAUACCAGAAGGAGGCUGAAGACAUCAUUUCCAGAGAAUCAGUUGAAACCAAAGUUACCGAAGUUGAAGUGGAACCUGCAACAUAUCUUGGGUCUUCCCAGAGUGAAGUCCUUCACACAAAGCCUGACUACCAGAAGAUAUUGCAGAACCAGAACAAAAUCUUUGAUUAUAUGGAGUUGAUGAUGGAUGAACUACAGGGAUCAGUGAAACAGCUGCAGGCUUUUAUGGCUGAAAGUACCCAGUGUCUCCAGAAGGUGUCAGUACAGCUUGGGAAGAGAAGCACACAGCAGUUAGAUCCGUCACCAGCUCGAAAACUGCUCAAGCUUCAACUGCGGAACCCACCAUUGCUCUAGAUCUUGUCAGUGACUUCAUGCAGCUUUCCUGCCAUAAGGUGCUCCAGAGGAGAGAAAUGGAAGAAUGCCCCAGCACAUGGUGAUUGCAUGGUGGUCUGAGCUGGUGAUAGCUGCCCUGUUGCCUUUGAGGAUAACUGGCUGAAUGUAGAGUACUUCAGUUUUUUUCUAAAUGUGACAGAACUUAUGCAUCUGAAAGAGUAGCAUAGAUACUUUUUCCAAGAAUGUGCAAAAUGCUUGCAACUUCUAUUGUGAAAUGACCUUGAGAACUAGUAGUCCAUUCUUUUAAAUAUCCUUCAUGGUCAGUAAUCUUCAUUUUGUGAAGGUGUUUUUUAGGUUUUGAAACAAUCCAGAGUCAUUCAGGACCAAAUCCAGGGACACAUUUUAGGGGUCAAGUUGGAUUCUGGUAGGAAAGGAAUGGGACUGAUUUUCUGGUAUGGCCCUGAAGGUGAUUUCAGGUAGUGAAGUUUUGAACAUUGUUUGCAUCACAUGGCUACGUGUAUCACUUCACACGAUGUCCAAAUUGAAGGAAAUACCGCUUAGUCUCUGUCCUGUUAUCUACAGUGUGCUUUAGCUUUUAAUAUUGAAUUGAUAUCCUAAAUCCUGGAUUCAUAGCACAAAGAGGCUAAGUACUAUUUUUCAUUGUUCUCUAUUUUUAAUAAUUCGCAUUAUAAAGUUGCACAUUAUUAAAAGCUUUCUUUUGUCUUUGUGUAUAUUUUGGGUGUAUAAAAACCUUUCUUAAGGGGACCCUGGGUGGCUCAGUCGGUUAAGUGUCUGACUUCAGCUCAGGUUAUGAUCUCGUGGUUCGUGAGUUCAGGCCUUGUGUUGGGCUCUGUGCUGACAGCUCAGAGCCUGGAGCUUGCUUUGGAUUCUGUGUCUCCCUCUCUCUCUUCCCCUCCCCACUCAUGCUCUCUUGCAAAAAUUAAUAAACAUUUUUAAAAAAUGGCACAAAAACAGACACUCAGAGCAAUGGAACAGAAUAGAGAACCCAGAAAUGGUCCCAGAAACAUAUGGCCAACUAAUCUUUGACAAAGCAGGAAAGACUACCCAAUGGAAUAAAGACAGUCUCUUCAGUAAAUGGUACUGGGAAAACUGGACAGCGACAUGCAGAAAAAUGAACCUAGACCUCUUUCUUACAGCAUACACAAAAGUAAAAAAAUGGAUGAAGGACCUAAAUGUUAAGACAGAAAGCCAUCGAAAUCCUAGAGGAGAAAGCAGGCAAAAACCUCUUUGACGUUGGCUGCAGCAACUUCGUACUCAACACAUCUCUGGAGUCAAGGGAAACCAAAGCAAAAAUGAAUUAUUGGCACCUCAUCAAAAUAAAAAGCUUCUGCACUGUGAAGGAAACAAUGAGCAAAACUAAAA
Panthera uncia (snow leopard) is the source of this 2743-nucleotide messenger RNA. RefSeq names its product DSN1 component of MIS12 kinetochore complex (gene DSN1). Bases 332 to 1381 code for a protein of 349 amino acids. Gene Ontology annotation, biological process: mitotic sister chromatid segregation; cell division. The record is from RefSeq and is a predicted model, not a curated record. Gene Ontology annotation, cellular component: MIS12/MIND type complex. The transcript has 11 exons. Lineage: Eukaryota; Metazoa; Chordata; Mammalia; Carnivora; Felidae.